GCAACCGGGGAAAGGGCGCUGCGAGAAGAUGCUGCCCGCCGAGGAAAGGGGCGCCCUGCGCCCCAAGGAUUCUCCGGGCCCCGAGCCCUCGAUGUACAGGCACAGGCCUGCCUCGGAGCUGACUCAGGACGUUUCCCAUGUUCUAACCAAAGUCUUCAAGAGCUUAUAUACUUCAGAGGUGAUAGCAGCAGACAUGGUGGAUAAUAUGAUCAAAUCCCGUGGAGGAAAAAAUCCCCAUCAUGAAUACUUUGUGGAAGAAUUGAGAAAGCUCCGUGAAGAGUAUAAUCACCGGCAAAUGGAGGCACAAAUGUUGGAAAAACAUAUCAUCCAAGCAAGGGCCCGGGCCAUGGCAGAAGAGGAAAGGAUCUUGAGUUUGUAUCAGCUAGAAAUUCCAGAAACCUACCGCCGAGCUGCAAUGCCAUCAGUGAAGUCUACGUUCAGAUGGUGUGUGGAUGGCGCCCUUCUUAAAAAACACCAUUUAAUCUGUCCUGAUGAUUACAUCACAGAUCCGGUACUACUAACCCAUGCUCCUAAAGAUUUCUCAGAACCGGGCUAUUUGAAAGAAACUGAUUGUAAACACUACGUUCCUCCUGACUCAGAGGUUCUCCAAUUCAAGGAAAAUUCACGUAUCAAAAAGCUAUGGGCAAGUCUUCCAGAUGUGUCUUUGUCCAGUUUAACUCUGGACUCUUCAGAUGCUGAUUUUUCAGACAGAUCUGUGGCAUGGCUCUAUAAGAAGAAAGCUAAAGCCUUGGGCAAACCCGUCUGGAUGGAUGAAAUGUCCAGAGCUGACCGGCAGAAAGACCGUCUAUAUCUUCAGAGAAUGAAAGAGCGCCACAAUUUCCUGAAAAAUCCUCGCUUUUUCCCACCUAAUUCACUCCAUGGAGGCAAGUCCUUGAUUCUGCCUCAAAAGAAGGCGGAGCGGAUAAUAGGAGGAAGAAGAAAGUUUGUGACGGAAAGCGAUUCCCAGUCAGUACCGAUCUUCCUAUCAAACCCUCCUGCAGUGGUGUUUACAGAAUAUGAAGUUGGCCAGGUUUAUGAGAUGACAAUAGAGUUACAGAACAUGACCUCCACAUCCCAAAGUGUCAGAAUUAUUCCUCCAGCUACAUCUGCCUUCUCAGUUGUGAUGGGGAAGUUUCCAGGUGAAGGUGGACUCGUUGCUCCUGGGAUGAGCUGUUUCUACAUCAUCCAGUUUAUUCCUGAAUAUCUUGCAGAGUAUGAUGAUUAUCUACUGGUGGAAUCACAGGCAGCCUAUCCGCUCCUGGUCCCUCUGCAAGGCAGAAGGCCACCUCCCAUCUUAACACUGCCACAGAUCCUGGAUUGUGGAGCCUGCUUGGUGGGCGGAGUAAAAUUUGUAGAGUUUGAGUGCAAAAACGAAGGGCUCAGUGUUGGAAAGUUUUGCAUCAUGCCGAAGGAAAUGUGGCCACCGCCUAACUUUCGGUCUGUCGCCACUCUGGGUUACGUGGAACAAUAUCCAUUUGGAAUUUGUCCGGCUGUCUUCGAACUUGCUCCGGGUCAGUCUAUCCCAAUUGAGGUAGUGUUUAUGCCCAUUUCUGCUGAAAUCCUAACAGUGACAUACAUCACCGUUUGUGACAACUGCCAUAUCAACGAGAUAACCGUGACAGGACGUGGAGAGCUGAUAGCAUUGGAACUUUUGUCCGUUUCUGGUGGAGAGAGCAAUCCUCUGCCCGGCGAGCUUAUAGACAUGACCUCGCAGCAUCUUAUACGCUUCAAGCCACUGAAUCCACAUUCUACGGCAGAGAAAACACUGAUUCUGAGAAAUAUAACCCACGUAGAACUUCCUUUCUUCUGGCAGAUAGUGAAGCCCAACCUGCAGUCACUAACACUGGAAGGAAAAAUGGACAUUUCAAAUAUAAAGUACAACCUGGAUACAGAGACCGCUUUCUCUGUCAUUCCUAAUUCUGGGACUCUGCAGCCCCAUUCCGAUCAUCCAUUCACCCUCUGUUUCUCUCCACAGCAGCUGGAGAAUUAUCACAGUGUGCUUCAAAUAGUGCUGGAGGAUAUCCCAGCAUCACAUUGUCUUCAGAAUUCAGAGUGCUACGAAAGUGGAGAACGGAGAAAGGAAGACGUGAUUGUCAUAGAAAUUGACACCAAAGGCUCCACGGAAGCAUAUCAAAUCAUGCUGGAACCUACUGCUAUAAUCAUUCCAGGAGAAAACUACAUUAGUGUGAAUAUUAGGAGAACAUUUAAGAUGCUUAAUAAUAGCAACUCUGCCGUCACAUUUAGAUGGGGGAAAAUCUUUGACUGCGAUAUAGUGGAAGUUGAACCUUCUACCGGAAAGUUAGGUGCAGGCGGAAGUCAUAUUUUUGAGUUUGUGAUCACAGGAGGGAAACCAGGCCAUUCCUGCCACAAGCUAGAAUGUGAAAUCACUCACUCACAGGAGUCUGUCUUUUUGUACAUCGAGGCUGACUUUAAGGGGCCUCUUCUUUCCUUUGACGUGACAUCCAUCGAUAUGGGUCUGAUUAAACUGGGAGAAAAAGUGACGUGUGCUUUGGAAAUAGAAAACUUAAGUCAGCUGCCAGGAAAAUGGAAAAUUCAGGAAAGACCUACCUGCAUAACAGAAAGAGGCGAGGAGGUUUCUGCAUUCAAAAUUCAGCCUUCUAGUGGGGAAUUGUGUCCUCUUGGCAAAUGCCGUGUCUCGGUAUUGUUUACAUCAUAUACAUGUCAUCAUCUCCAAACUGCAUUAGAGAUGGACGUGGAAAACGGAGUUGGAAGCCACAUCCCUGUAUCUGUGGAGGUGCAGGUGCCCCAGGUGUGUCUGCUGCCGAGUCACUUACACUUCGAACUUUCCAUUGGGAUCCCCGCCGAAGCAACAGCCCACCUCUUCAACCAGACGUUGCUCCCCACGCCCUUUAAAUGGGGAGAGCUGCUUGGAGGCCAGGCAUCUUCGUGUGUGCUGAGCAUCUCUCCAGACACGGGUGUUUUGGGCCCAAAUGAGAAGAAGGAGUUGCGUGUGGUGAUGACGUAUAAUAGGAAGGAUAAGCUGAAGGACCUUAUCUUGUGCUGUAGCAUUGAAGAUAUGUCAGAACCACUCUUUCUGUCUAUUUCUGGUGAAGUAAAAGGGCUGUGUGUCACUUACUUGAUUCCCUUUGACAGUGAUGAGGAACAAAACGUAGCGGAUUCAGAAGACUUAAAACUCAACUUUGGCUCUGAGGUGGCUUUGAAGAGCGUGAUAAAGCGUCAGCUGAUCAUUACCAAUCAUUCCGAAUCAAUUGCUCUCUUCACCAUAGAAGUUGAUUAUUUCAGCAGCCCUCCGCGGCCGCCUGAGGAUCAAGAAGGGGACAUGAUGGUGGAGAAAACCAGACGGGUAACAAGACGAUUUGCAAAGAGGAAGCAGUCAGCCUUCCGAGCGGCCAUGCUGUCCCACGGGAAAGGAGCGGCUUUCCAUGUGCAUCCGUCGGAGGGGACCCUGAACGCUUUCCAGGAACUAACUGUAGAAAUCACCGCCUACAACAAUAUGUGGGGACAUUAUAAGGAUGUUCUCGUCUGUAAGUUGGGUGAAUUAGAGCCGAAGCUGAUCCCCAUAGAAAUGUCUGUGAAAGGCUGCCCCAUCUUCCUGCAGAUGACUGGACCAAGCCAUCCGAUAGCAAUACCCAUCAUCAGGUUUGGAGCCCAUAUCUCUGGAGGGGACACCGUCUCACGGUACAUCCGUCUCAAUAACCCCACUCCCUUUGACAUUCGAAUGGACUGGGAAAGUUACAACCAAGAUAAAGACGAUGACAAACUGAUUGAUCUCUUGGUGUUUUAUGGUGCACCAUUUCCAAUCAAGGAUGCCGAUGGCAAUGAGAUCAAUGUCCUGUGGGAAUCAGACACCUCCUCUAAGAAUAUAUCUUUCACUUCUGACUCUACCUGGUCGCCAACCAGGGAGAACCCGAAUUUGGAGACACUCUUUGAGGAUGAUGAAGGAAGUUCUGAUGACUCCCUCUGGGAACCACUGACGCUCAAGCCAAUAGUCUCGGUGGUCCUUCGACCUCAUGAGGGCGUUCCCUCGGAUUAUCCUUUCUGCAUCACUCCCAAACAGAUUGUUAUCCCUGCAGGUGGCGCUGCUGCUAUUCACAUCUCCUUCACUCCUCUGAUGCUCCCGGAAAUCAUCCAUAAAUUCGAAUGUGAAGGUUUUGCACUCGGCUUCAUAAGUCUGGACAAUGAGGUUAUCCGGAAUGUCCCUGGGAAAGUAACUCGUGAAGAUGGACACUCACUUGCCCCUCUCAGGCUCGAUUUGCAAGCAUUUGUCAAACCUGCUUUGUUGACAGUUGAAACGGAUCAUGAGAAAGGGCUGGUGUUCCAUGCAGCGGCCAGCAGUUUAAUCCCCGUUAACAAGGAUGUGCUGACGUACUCAGCCACCACUCUGAAUGUGAAACUCACCAACAACACGGAGACCCCUCUGGCCUUCAACCUUAUUUUAUCAACUCCCUUCUCCAUAUCCAGUGUGGACCCUGCAAAGAGCCUGAAAACAUCUCAGAGUGAAAGAGAGGAAGGAGGAGCACACCUGUUGCUCUACACGUUAGAAAAUAUGCUGGUGAAAGUGUCAUUUCUCACAACCCUUGAGUUACUCACCUACCAACAUCUCCCAGAGGACCUUCAGCCAACAGGGCUUCAAGUGAUCCAGGAGGACAGCGGGGAGAAAAUCCUGGAGUUUAAACAAGAUCUUAUCGUCGAGUACAGCAACAAAGCUACACAGGUGCUCCCCCUGACUGCGUACCUGACCAUCCCAGUACUUGAACUCGCUUGCGAAACGAUUAAUUUCAAAACCUGCCUCGUUAACCAAACCAGGUCUGAAGGGGCACUUCUGAUGAACCGCAGUGGAUGCAGAAGCUACUGGGCAGUUUUCUUGCCGGAAGAUGAAAGACAUAAGGAUCCUGAAGUGUUUUCCAUCUCUCCAAUUAGCGGCAUCCUUGAGGCCCGCAAAGGUAGCACAGCUACCAAAACCCAACUGGUGGUCCGUUUCACCCCAAGAGACAACGUGGACUAUGAAACCAUAGUGACAGUUGUCGGCAUGCUGGGAGAGAAGCCGUGCCUGCUGUUUGUGCAAGGAAAGGGCUCCUACGACGAGAGGUAUGAAGACCUCCUCAUGGGCACCUGAAGAACAAGCCACGGGGGCCGCCUUGCAAGCAGCUUAACGGCAGCUGGAUUUUUUUUUUUUUUUGUAAUGCUAGAGAAAAAUAAAAUAUUUCUAUACCCUU
Molecule: messenger RNA, 5198 nt
Organism: Pantherophis guttatus
Lineage: Eukaryota; Metazoa; Chordata; Lepidosauria; Squamata; Colubridae
Gene: DLEC1
Product: DLEC1 cilia and flagella associated protein
Biological process (GO): negative regulation of cell population proliferation
Cellular component (GO): cilium; cytoplasm
Molecular function (GO): tubulin binding
Source: RefSeq, a predicted model, not a curated record